Molecule: messenger RNA, 4739 nt
Organism: Schistosoma turkestanicum
Lineage: Eukaryota; Metazoa; Platyhelminthes; Trematoda; Strigeidida; Schistosomatidae
Source: the annotation of a GenBank genome assembly
GCACACGUCGUCGAGUAAAGUUGUAUAUGUUAAAUGAUGAACGACAAUGGGAUGACAAAGGUACUGGUCAUGUGUCAGCCUUGUAUACUGAACAGGACAACAUGGCUCUAGUAGUAAUUUCGGAGACAGAUGGGUCCUAUCUUCUUGAGUCAAAAAUACAGCCAGACACGGCUUAUCAGAAGCAGCAAGAAACAUUAAUUGUUUGGUCAGAAGGCGAAAAUAUGGAUUUAGCUUUAUCUUUUCAAGAAAAAGUUGGGUGUGAUGAUGUAUGGGAAAAAAUUUGUGCAGUACAAGGAAAGGAUCCAUCUGUAGAGAUUACUCAGGAGGUCAUCGACGAGUCAGAUGACGUCGACGACACAGAUGGGUAUACCCCUACAAUGAUGCAAAGUAUUCAACCUCUUAGUCUCCCACCUUGUGAACUAAGCCGUCUUGAAGAAAUUGUUGAUCUAGUUAGUCAGGCUGUCGCAUCACCUCCGAAACGUGAGCGAUUAGUUGCCUUUUUAGAGUCUACUAAUUAUCUCCAUCAAUUAGUUGAUGUUUUUCACAAAGCAGAAGAUCUGGAAGAUGCGGAAUCAUUGCAUCAUCUUUACGAAAUAAUGCGACAACUUAUAUUGAUAAACAAGCAUAGCCUCUAUGAAAAUUUAUUUGCUGAUGAUAUGCUGUUGGAUGUAAUUGGCAUCCUAGAAUACAAUCCUUCUGGGCGCACCAAACAUCGUGAUUUUCUUAGAAAUAAAGCUACUUUCAAGGAAGUGUUGCCUCUGCACAAUGCAGAUUUGAUAACAAAAAUACAUCAAACAUAUCGUGUUCAGUAUAUACAAGACUGCUGUCUACCACCUCCUUGUUUAUUCGACGAACAUACUCUUUCCCAACUUAAAGCGUUUGUUUCUAUAAACAAGAUGGAAAUUAUACGAGCUCUUCAGGAAGAUGAAGAGUUUAUGUGUCGACUUUUUACACGUUUAAAAGCAGCAGAUACAGAUAUCACCCAUCGCAAAGAUCUAUCGCUUUUUGUUAAGGAAUUUUGUAAUAUUUCUAUACAAACAGAUCAAAAAGAAAGUUUUCUGAGUUGCUUACUUCAACAUGGAGCACUAAGAACGGCUGAAGUACUGCUUGCAAUUGAUGAUCGAGAUAUAAAAUCAGCAGCUCUUGAAAUUCUUCAGGGAUUUAUUGAGCACCAACCUUCGGUUGUACGUGAAUAUGUCUUCAGAGAGACUGCUCCAUUUCGAAAAGAUGAUGAACUACUCAUUAAUCUUAUGAUAAGUCAAUUACUUACUGACCCAGAUCCUGAGCUUAGUGAUGCUUUCCUUUUGGGUUACAUGUUACGCAUUCUUAUCGAUCCAGACAAUAUGAACAAUUCCGGUGUCCGUAGCGAGAAAACAGAUUUCCUCAGUUUUUUCUAUAAGCGAUGUAUCAAUACACUUGUACGUCCAUUAUUUGAUAAUACUGCAAAAGAUUCACUGGAAAAAGACGAUUAUCACACGGCAUUAGUUUUAAACCAUAUCAUUGAGCUGCUCACAUUCUGUAUUGAAACGCACACAUAUCAUAUGAAAAAUUACUGUUUUAAUCGCGAUCUUCUAAAACGUGUUCUCGUUUUAUUACAAUCAUCUCAUAAAUUCCUUGUAUUAGCUGCUGUACGCCUUCUAAGACGUGUUGUUCAUAUGAAAGAAGAAUUUUAUAAUCGUUAUUUAAUCAAAAACAAUCUUUUCAAACCAGUCUUGAAGCUUUUCGUUUCUAAUGGAUAUCGUUACAACCUGUUGGACUCAGCGAUUAUCGAACUUUUUGACUAUAUUCGCUCUGAAGAAAUAACUUCACUAAUUACCCAUAUAGUAGAAAAUUACUGGGACAUUUUGAAGAAUAUAAAUUAUGUGCAAACGUUUACUGAUCUAAAACGAACAUAUGACCAUAGUCAUCGUUCAGUCAGACCUGUCGUUGGAACUGUGACCCAACAAGCGACAAUAGAUGUGCUUUCUUUAGCUUCUACCCGUUUUCAACGUGACGCACGUGCACUUGAAAUGGAAGAAGAACAGUGGUUUGAUCAAGAUGAAGAUGAAGAAGAGGAAGAAGAUGGAGACAAUCUAUUAUUUCCGCAACAGUCGUCAACAUUGCUCAAUAGAACAACAAAUGCUUCUGCUAGUGCGAGUGAAUCUGCUAUGGGAAAUGGUCUGUCAAAUCUCUCUUCAUAUGGACUACAUUCUGUAAUCACCACUUCAUCGGAUUUGUUGGGUAUUGUUACAUCCGCAAAUACACAGUCUAGUUUUGUCUCUUUAUCAUCGUCGGUCACACCAAGCAAUUCCAGCCUUGACUCAUGUGCUAGUGUUCUGCCUCAUUCACCCAGUUUCCCACCAAAAGCUGUUAUGGAUAACUUAACAGACAAUUUAUGCAUAACUUCACGUUCAGGAUCCCUAUGCGAUAGACUUCGUUUACGUCCUCACUCUGUUCUCCUGAAUGAUGACAAUGAGUCUUCUGCAGCACGUCUUAAUUUCGGUCGUCAAACUCCUAUAGCAAUUCAUAUCAAAUCAUCUAUAUGUAGAGGUCAAAUCGAAACAAUAAAUGACGCAUUUGAAGUAAGUGGUCGAUUAAGUCCAUCUAUAUCAGCGUCAGACACCAAUUUGUCGAAUGCCAAAAAUUCAAAACAUACUAAUGAUAAUGAAUGUAAAGAGAAUGUUACUCGUCCAAAUGCAAGUGAUGUACAGAACUCAUCAGUAUCGAGUUCUUUUAUGACUGAUAUUUCUCCAAACAUGAAGCGAAAUCAUAUUGAUUCUCUUGUUGAAAAUGAGGACUGCAAUCUGGUUCAGGUAAAACGCUUUAAAAAAUCUAAACAGUCAAGUAACAAGUCAUCCCAAGAUUCUCACUUAUACAAAGAAACAAUGAACUUGGAAAAUAGGUACUGUGAUAGAAUUCCUCACGAUACUACAAGGUCAUUUGGGGUAGGUCAAAUUAGUAAUUAUUGUAAUUUUGCAUUAGUCCGGUGUUUAAGUGAGUAGUUGCUCGUUUUAGAUUCUCUUCAUUCUCAUCGAAAAUAUAUUUGCUAUGUUUGUGAAAUAUCUAUUAGUGAUUGGAAUUGCAUUUCAGUGGUCCAAUAUGUGUAAAGAUUUAAUCUUGCUUUUAAAUCUGAAUAUUCAGAAGCAAAUUGACGUCAAUGUAAUUCAUCAACACCACCUAUUUCCGUUUCAAAUGUACGAUGAUUAAUGUUGUCGAACUAUGGUUACCCAACUGGAUAAACUGAUAAGCUACAGUUUUGGAAAUUUAAAAUAUGCAUGGAAAAAAAUGAAAAUUCUGUCAUGAACUUUGAGAGUUAGAAGUGUUCAAAAAUGCAGUAAUGAGAAUUAUGUAAAUUUGUAGCACUCCAAAGAAUUAGAUUAACUGGUCUGUUUGAAGGUUAGGAUAAUUGACAUAGCCGUGUAAUAGUACUCAAUUUUACAAAAUUACAAGAUAGAGAUACAUUUUCAUAGCCAAAAUACUGGUGUAUGAAUCGUUCUGUAUAUAAAGUGAUUCGGCUGCACGAACUAAAGUAAGAAUGGAAAGGACCGAACCUGGAAGUUAGUCCAGAACAGUUGGACGGCUUAAGUGUAAAGACACUGCCUCAGUUUGGUCAAAGUAGUCUUUAAUGCUACUUAUUCCCCUCGAAUUCUGAAACCUAUUUGUUAACCUUUUAUUUAUUUUAAACCCUCUAUAUCAACCGCCUUAGCUUAAGCUGCAGAUGUAUUCUUCUACUUCUAACUAGAGGUAUUGUUUUUCACCCUAUUGUUCUGGCGCAUUUUGGGACUAUCUACAUUUCCAAUUUUUUGUGGUCACUAAAUACAUGAUCAGUAAAUUUCUAAGAACAAACCGAAAUUUCAUAGUAAGUUCAAAAAGCUUAUCUAGGGUCAGAGGUAUUAGGCCGCGAUAUAUGAAAUGUCAUAAUGCAGGCUGCGAUUAAUUAAUAUGAAUACUACAUUUUACUUAUCUCAUGCUUAUAGAUUAUGGAAGCUGACCCACUAUCUCCUAUUGGCUUGGUGGAUUAUUCAGAUGAAGAAAGUGAAGAAGAGGAACAAAUGAAAGACAAGAACGACCACAGUCAUUUCGAAGAAGAUCAGGCAUCAAAUAAUGACAUUGAUGAGUCACAUCACAAUAUAUCUGAUGUUUCGUCUAGUCAGGUGGUGACAGAUGUAGUCUAAAAUUGUACAGAGUUAUUAACCAAUCAUUCCUUACUUUUUACAGAACUGACGAAACGUCGAAAUGAACCAUUUUCGUGCCUUCGUCUUACAGUUUAAAAGUUUUUUGACAAAAAGGAUUUCAUCAACCAUUCAUGUUGAGAUGUUUAAGAUAUUGGCUCUGUUUGCGGUUAUUUGUCAUUUUCACUUUAAUUUCCAUCUUCAGUAAAUGCGCCAAAAUUCUAAUCGUUCCUAUCUGUCACUCAGUGCGCAUUUUGUACAUAGUAACAUUUCGUUGAUUGACUGGAUAAUCUAAAAGUUACUUAAUGUGAAAUGUUUGUAAAACCAGUGGGCAUUUGCCUUUUGUAAAUGCGCUUUGUUUUUAAUAAUGUUCAUUGUAGACACAACUCACUUCUUACAUUGUUUCAGGAUUUUUUCAUACCAUCAAUUGAAAUGAAUAAAUCACAUGUCUUAAUACUGAGCUGAUAUAUUUUAUGUCAGGCUGUGUUGAUAAAAUAGACGAUCGCACAAUCACAGCCUUUCUGGCUGUGUUUAGUUUUUUAAUACACCAGUAAUUUGGUAUACAAUAAACAGUUGACCUAUUCAAAA